UAAAUAUUUCUCUUGUCAUAUUGCAUUUAAAAGAAUGGAUACAGACGAAGGAACACAGUCCAAAGGACGUGACAUAGCAAUCUGGCCAAGUGAAGUUUCACAUUUUAUGCUAGAUUGCCUAUGUAAAAUCAAGAGAGAUGGGAAAAGUGGAGACAAUGGUCUCAAGAAACCAGUAUGGCAGGCUGUUACACUUUCUAUCAAUGAUAGAUUCCAGCUGAAAUUUGAAUGGGAGCAAGUGAGGAACCAUUACAGAAUUUGGAAAGCAAGACUGAGGGCCUUAUGUGAUCUCCAAAAAACUUCUGGGAUGGGUUGGAACGAAGCAGAAUCGAGAUUCGAUGCGCCCCAACAUUUUUGGAAUGAAUUGAAGAGAAAGGAACAAAGGUACUGGAAAGAGCACAGAGUCCUUUCGGUUCAUUUGGCAACAGCUGCAUGGUUAGGAAACAAAGUCGCUAAUGGGAAUGAUUCAAGUCACCCAUCUGAUGCUAUCCAUGAUGAUGCCUUUGCCAAUCCAGUCCCUCUUGAGGAAUUACAUGACUUGGAGGUUGAGCAGGAAGAAACAGUUUUUUUAUGA
Messenger RNA from Macadamia integrifolia, 571 nucleotides. RefSeq lists its product as uncharacterized. The coding region runs from base 35 to 571 and encodes 178 amino acids. The transcript has 2 exons. NCBI's taxonomy places the organism in Eukaryota, Viridiplantae, Streptophyta, Magnoliopsida, Proteales, Proteaceae. The record is from RefSeq and is a predicted model, not a curated record.